Molecule: messenger RNA, 1099 nt
Organism: Chara braunii
Lineage: Eukaryota; Viridiplantae; Streptophyta; Charophyceae; Charales; Characeae
Source: the annotation of a GenBank genome assembly
GGUGAACACAAGCAUUGCCAAAUCGGAGGAAGUUGGUGGACAAGCGUGGGAGUUAUUUCGGCGAGACAUGCGUCAAAUGGCCGCGGAGAACAUAACAAAUGGGGUGUCCAAGAUGCGUGUGGCGAGUGGAGAACUGAAUGCAGAAGACUCCCAACGGGCGAGCGAUUACGAAUCUAUAGAUGUAAUUUGCGAAGACGAGGCAGAAGAUGCGGACGACAUAAAGAUUCGAACUUUGCCUGUGCGUGGCAAAGAAAGAGGUGGAGGCGUGCGUCAAGAGAAGGUUGUUUCCCGUGGUGGUCGCGGCUCGAAGGGUCCAUCCGGCGAGAAGGCUGGGAAACAUCCGUCAUGGAGUGUUGAGGAGAUGUUGAAGCUCGCCCGGGCGAAGAGGGAUCAACAAACUCAUCUCGAGGGCAUUCCGCUCAACUACGGACGAAUGCGCCAAAGGGAAUGGAAAUUGCAGGACCUUCAAAAGCAUUUGUUGGCGGUGGGGGUGGACAGGACGACUGACGACAUCAGCAAGAAGUGGGACAACCUCUUCCAGCAGUGCAAGAAAGUGCAAUGGUAUCAGAACAUCUCCGGGGGGAAGAACUUCUUCAACCUCACACCUGCAUUGAGAAUGGAAAAAGGCUUCAACUUCAGAAUGGAGGAACGUGUGUACGAUGAGAUAGACGCCAUGUCGAAGGGCAACAAGACCAUUUGCCCGGACAAUGUCGCUGACACAAGCGCCCGUGGAGGAGUGCAGAUGCCACGUUCCCCAUCCGUUGCUGGAGAAUCCGCCGCUAGGGGUGACGGGGAUGAUGGGAACGAUGACGAUGGAGGGUCGGCGCGGGAGUCCAACUUCAGUGCAGGUAGCACGGGAGGGGACUGCAAGAGAAAGAACAUGCGCCAGCAAACAUUUGAGGCCAUUGUUGAAAUCAUGGACAAGCACGACGCAUUGAUGACUGACACGAAGGGUCCAACAAGCGACAAUAUUCCAUUCUGGAGCAGCAGUGCGACAUUAUCGAGCGUGAGGUUGAUGCCCAACGGCAGCACUACGAGGCACCCAACGAGGCGAACAGGUUGAUGUGCACUACAUUAGUGGAGAUUGUCAAAGCCAUCA